Molecule: messenger RNA, 2363 nt
Organism: Drosophila serrata
Lineage: Eukaryota; Metazoa; Arthropoda; Insecta; Diptera; Drosophilidae
Gene: ebd1
Product: earthbound 1
Molecular function (GO): DNA binding
Source: RefSeq, a predicted model, not a curated record
AUAAACAGCUAUUUUCGUUUUGCCUUCGACUCGUCCACAUCGUUUUCGUCCCACAGAAUUGUAAACCGUCGUUGGAAAAUCGCAAUCAGCAAGAGCAAGGGAAAUACAACAGAAACAGAACGGAAUUAAAUCGAAGCACACGGCAAAACGCAACGAAAAUCCAAAGAAAAGCUGGCAAUGACGAAAUAAUUUGAAUUUGCAGUCAACGCGCAUAAUCGUAGCAAUCGCACUCAUACGCACGCACACAAACACACAGACGGGCGGCGCGGCGAGAGUGUGUGCGUGUGCCAGCGGGUGAGGAACUGGCCGAGGGGGUGAGUGGGCGCAGCAGCAGCAGCAGCAACAACACGAAAACAAACACAAAUUGUGCCGUGUAAAUUGCGCUCGGGCCGAGAAGCACGAGAAGCACAAACAAUGCGGAUACGCGAGAAACGCAAGUUGCAAAGGGAGCAGCGGGACAGGAAGGAGCCGAGGGAGCCGAGGGACUCCUCGAAGGCGGCGGCUAAGCGGGAGAAGUCCAGCGAAGUGGAGGUUCUCACACCAGCUACUGCGCCUGCGCCUGCUUCUGCACCUGCUCCACCACCGACAGCGGCGACGGCGACGGCGACGACAACAACACCACCCACUUCGGGGACCCCACCCGCACCCAGUUUGCCGGCGGCCGAGAAGGUGGCCUUCGACAACCGCAUCAAGCGUAAGAAUGUGCUGGCCCUGAACGAGAAGGUGGCUGCUCUGCGGGAGUACGAUCGGCUGCCGGUGUACAAGCACGUGGGGCGGCUGUUCAACUGCAGUCCGGAUCAGAUCAAGAGGAUCGUGCAGCAGCGCCAAGAGAUACUCAAUGCCUGGGAGCAGCGCACGCGACGCAGCCAGGAUGCCAGGACGAUGGAAACGAAGACCGUGCGUGUGUCAAUGCUGGGGAAGGCCGUGUAUGACUGGAUCCGCCGAAUGAUGUACUACAAGGAUUUUAGCAUCUCCGAUGGCCUCAUCCAGAAGAUGGCUCUGCAGUUCAAGAGCUCGAUGGGCCUGGCUCACUUCUUUCCGCACCAGGAGUGGUGCGACAAGUUCAGGCGCACCUACAGCAUCCACCACAGCGACACGAAGCAGCUGAAGAUUGGCUACACUCAGGGAUAUUCGGUGCAGAUCAAGGACAUCGUCAAGGACGUCAUGUCGGAGUGCAUGCCUGAAGGCGGUCCGAAUCACGAAGGGGAGGAAGACGAGGAGCCCAGCUUGGGCAGCCCCCUGAGCAGCAGUAAUCAUCGAAGCGACGACGAGGACGACGAUGUCGAUGUGGACGGGGGCGAUAUUAGCGGAAGAGAGGAUGACCUGGACGAGGAACAGGAUAUCAAGCCUUCGUUGACUGAGCUGAAUCUUUCCCGGGCUAUCCAGCCGCUGCCUCCGCUGGUCAGACUGCCCCUGCAGACCAACACACCGCCUGGUACCUCUCAAAAAGUGCUCCUGGCCACGCCCAUUGUACCACCACAGGCAGCAGGCUCUGGCCAGCCCAUGACCAUGACUAUUAUACCCCUGGCCACGCUGGCCCAGAGUAUCACACAGAUUCCUUCGGCGCAGCCAAAGCAGCAGCCGGAGAAAGACAAGGGCCCAGUUGUGCCGCCGCCGAAAUUGGAGAUCAAGCAGGAGAAGGACAUCAAAACGGAGCCGUGUGAUCCAGAGGAGUUUCAUCCAGAAACCCAGCAGCAGCAGGAGGAGGUGGAGCUAUCCAGACCUGCAGCAGAGACUCAGACUUCAAAAGACAAAGUGUUCGAAACACUGCCAAUGGUGCACAUCAAACAAGAACCGGAGGCAGAGCCGGAAGGAGACAUGGACCCCGAAGCCGAUGAUCCCGAGGAAGAUGCAAACAAUGGCCGCUCGAGUGUCACGUCGCUGGCUGAGGUACUGGCCGCCAAUGUGGAGGACGAGAUGGAGUACAUCGAGCAGAUGCGGCAACGCAAGAUGAGUUCGCCUCCGCCAAUCGGGAAGCCGUCAAACCAUCGUCAGGGAACCAAACGCCGCCAUGAAUCCGCUCACGAUGACAACAACAACGGGGAGUCUGGCGGAGGACGCGGCAACGUCAUCAGCUGUGCCGAUGCCCGCAAGUACCUGAAACUCCUGGAGGAGUUUGCACUUUACAAGGAGAACUACCGGCUGAUUGGGCUAAUCACACGGGCUGACGAGGUGAUGCGGGAAAUGGACGACGGAGCAGAAUAGGAUGCCUCGCAAGAGGAACAGCUACAGCCAAAGAGCACGCAUUGGCUAUUUAGGAACUGUCGCAUCUUGAAGAUGCCGGUCGGUCGGAUGCAAUCAAUCAUUAGAUCUAAGGCCACCCUAAUUUGUACUCAAACCAAAAAUAAACCCAAUGAAAUCAA